Messenger RNA from Lethenteron reissneri (Far Eastern brook lamprey), 1924 nucleotides. RefSeq names its product isochorismatase domain-containing protein 1-like. NCBI's taxonomy places the organism in Eukaryota, Metazoa, Chordata, Hyperoartia, Petromyzontiformes, Petromyzontidae. The record is from RefSeq and is a predicted model, not a curated record.
CAGGGUGGGCGCAGUGGUGAGCCGCAUCAGUGAGGAGUGGUGAGGAAUAGUGAGCACCAGCGAGCAGUGGUAUUCGUAGUAAGCAGCACAGGCGCCAGUGAGAACCAGCAAGCGUGAGUGAUCAGUAGGCAGAAGUGAGUGUCACGGUGAGAAGUGGUGAGGAAUAAUAGUGAGUGUAGCAGAGGUGAGCAGCAGCAGCAGUGAGUGUGUCAGUGGUGAGCAGCAGCAGUGGGUGUGGCAGUGGUGACCAGCAGCAGCAGUGAGUGAGUGAGUGUGGCAGUGGUGAGCAGCAGCAGCAGCAGUGAGUGUCACAGUGGUGAGCAGCAGCAGUGAGUGUCACAGUGGUGAGCAGCAGCAGUGAGUGUCACAGUGGUGAGCAGCAGCAGUGAGUGUCACAGUGGUGAGCAGCAGCAGUGAGUGUCACAGUGGUGAGCAGCAGCAGCAGCAGUGAGUGAGUGAGUGCUAGUGGCGGUGAAGCCGUCCGUCUCGCCAUGUCCUCGCAGCUGAGCGCGCUGCUGUGUGUGGGUGACCGGGCCCGGGUGGCGCCGCUGUCUCGCGGCGCGGGGCUGGAGGAGUCUCGGGCCGCGUUCCGGAGCGCGUUCGCCGGCGAGCGGGAGCAGGAGGCGGCGCUGCGCGGGGACUUCGCCGUGCAGCUCUACAGCGAGCAGUGGGGGAGCUUCGUGGACGCGGGUCCCGAGAUGAGCAUCGAGGCGCCCUGCAGGCUCAGGGCGGUGCCUCUGUCUGGCGGGAGACAGGCGUCUCGACCUCUGGGGCUGCUGGAGCCGCACAGCUCCGCGUUCUUCUGCUGCGACAUGCAGGAGCGGUUCCGCCCUGCCGUCAAGUUCUUCGGCGAGGUCGCGCUGGUGGCGCAGAGACUGAUAGGGGGCGCGCGGGAGCUGGACGUCCCCAUCGUGGUGACUGAGCAGUACCCCAGGGGCCUGGGCAGCACCGUGCCGGAGCUAAACCUCGCUGGCGCCAGGGCGGUCCUCCCCAAGACCCGCUUCUCCAUGCUGGUGCCCGAGGUGGAGGCUCUGCUGCUGGGGGAGCUCAGGGCAGUCCGCAGCGUGGUUCUCUUUGGCGUCGAGACGCACGUGUGCAUCCAGCAGACGGCCCUGGAGCUGACGGCCAGGGGCUACGAGGUGCACGUGGUGCACGUGGUGGGCGACGCGACGUCGUCACGCAGCCAGACCGACCGGCUGCUCGCACUGCAGAGGCUGUCUCAGGCCGGGGUGAUAGUGACGACAAGCGAGGCGGUGCUGCUGCAACUCGUUGCCGACAAAGACCACCCCAGUUUCCGCACCGUGCAGGCGCUCAUCAAGACCAGUGCGCCCGAGAUGGGGUUAGUGCCGUCCCUGGGCUAGCAGGAAUCCCCGGGGGCCAGAGGGCGGCUCGGCAACAACAGCGCCUUGGUGUGUAGGCGAGCACGAGUGGCGGGGCCCGACUUCACGUCACUCGGUCGCUCUCGCCAAAUUGCACUAUGGCCAUAAUAGCUUCGCCAAUAGGGGGGGGGGGGUGACUUCCUUCAACAAGAUUCAGUUCUACUUGAAUAAAGAGCUUUUGAGAGAAGGGACGAUGAGGCGAGGGAAGAAGCAGAAAGAUAAUUGAGGUGACCUGCAGUGUCUGGUGGUGAACAAUGUGGAUGAGAUGAAACAGUGUCUGGUAGACAGUCCUCAACACGGGUGGGGGAAUCAAUAAGUGUAGCUCAUGGGAACAGUACCCAUGGUAGUCGCGUUAGAUGGGAGUUUGGUUUUGAGUACCUUUUACUAUUGGGUUUGGUUUCCACGGAUGGCUUAAUCAUAAUCUGUGCUCACGACCGUUACACAAUAAAGCAUUGGGGUUGAUCUAUAAACACUCCCGACUUAUCGUUCAGUCCCAAAAAAACACUGUUCAGCAUCACCAAGUGACAGACAAAUUGUGUUGAGUU